Messenger RNA from Penicillium crustosum, 777 nucleotides. RefSeq lists its product as uncharacterized. Bases 1 to 777 code for a protein of 258 amino acids. The record is from RefSeq and is a predicted model, not a curated record. Lineage: Eukaryota; Fungi; Ascomycota; Eurotiomycetes; Eurotiales; Aspergillaceae. The transcript has 3 exons.
AUGAUGACUCGCUUGCGUGAAUCCCUGGCCGGUCCAGGGUACGUGAUCUUGAACGUUAUUCGCGUUCUCAACAUUAUCACUUUUAUGGAUCUUAUAGCUGCUUGUGCAGUUUUGCUGGCCAAAAUCGACAUGCUCAACAGCUUCUUUUUCUUCGAGGCGGUGACCCAUGCCGUGGUGGCUCUGGUUAGCCUCUUCAUGAUCAUCUCGGAGCUCCCCAUUCUGCAAGGUUAUUUCGACAAUCACUGGCCGAUGUUCGGACAAGAAUCUAGUUUCUACUCUCUUGGUGGGAUCAUGAUGAUCCUGGGUGUAGCAACACUGGGCAACCUGAACACCAAGGCCAUGACCCAGGAAGUCAUUGGAAUGAGUUUCUGGCAAAUAAUCGUCUCUGCCGGCGUCCUGGCAAUGAUAGUUAGUGUGCUGAAUGUUCUGGCAAGCUACAUCUUCAGCGACCCCGAGACCGGCGUCAGUGCCCGCCAGGUGCGGGUAGAUGGCGCUGUUGCACCACAAAAGGCAAUGAGCCGGACCAGCAGUCACCGCACCCUCCAUUUGAGCGUGAAGCGAGAGGAAACCCUGCCCACCUACACUCGCCAGAACCCGGUCAAACGUGCCACCAAGCGUCUCACAGGCCGGUUCCCGCUCAAGAUCUCUAACCCCAUGAACCCGACCCUCGUUCAGGAGAACGAUGCCGCUUCCUCCAAGUAUUCUCGCGACUCUGCAGAGAUUCGUCCUCCCGACCUCGCACACCACCCCGCUCUGUACUCGGGCCACAUGGUUUGA